This is a messenger RNA of Colletotrichum aenigma, 834 nucleotides long. RefSeq names its product Flavin prenyltransferase PAD1. Bases 1 to 834 code for a protein of 277 amino acids. NCBI's taxonomy places the organism in Eukaryota, Fungi, Ascomycota, Sordariomycetes, Glomerellales, Glomerellaceae. The record is from RefSeq and is a predicted model, not a curated record. Gene Ontology annotation, molecular function: carboxy-lyase activity. The transcript has a single exon.
AUGUCUCAGCGAUUUGCCCGGGCAGAUUUGAGGACAUUCAAGCUUUUUAGGUCGUUACAAGUACCCAAUUUGCCUACACCACCCCAAGCAUCUUCACGACACUUUCUCUCAACAGCUCGUCGCCAGCUAAAAGUCAACCAAGGAGAGAAGAGGAAAGACAUCCGUUGUUUAUCGUAUUAUGCUCGCCUAACCCACCGCAACAAUGGCUCCGUGUCCCAACUCACACAGGCCAACGAAGAUCACAUUCGAUGCAUACAACCGCGACCGAAGCGACUGGUCGUUGGUAUCACCGGCGCCACUGGCACGCCCUUUGCAAUCCGCCUGCUUCAAAUACUGCGUGAGAUUGGUGUCGAGACGCACUUGAUCAUGAGCAAGUGGGCGCUCGCGACAUUGAAAUACGAAACGCCCCUCAGCGAGAACCAGAUUCGCGGUCUAGCGCAUACCAACUACACUGCGCGGGACAUGUCGGCACCGAUUGCGUCUGGAUCGUUUCAACAUGAUGGCAUGAUCAUCGUGCCAUGCAGCAUGAAGACACUGGCAGCUGUACGAGCUGGGUUUGGAGACGACCUGAUAUCCCGCGCCGCGGAUGUUACACUCAAAGAAGGCCGGCGGCUGACGCUUGUUGUGCGAGAAACGCCACUGAACGACAUCCAUCUCGACAACAUGUUGUUUCUUCGACGAGCCGGGGCUGUAAUUUUCCCACCCGUGCCUGCGUUUUAUUCGCGACCGAAGACCUUGGAGGAUAUCAUUGACCAUAGUGUCGGUCGGAUGCUAGACUCACUGGGCUUCCACAUCGAUAGUUUUGAAAGAUGGGAUGGAUUUCGAAAAGACUAG